This is a messenger RNA of Coffea arabica (coffee), 2353 nucleotides long. RefSeq lists its product as uncharacterized. Gene Ontology annotation, molecular function: GTP binding; GTPase activity; ATP hydrolysis activity. Gene Ontology annotation, biological process: SRP-dependent cotranslational protein targeting to membrane; intracellular protein transport. The record is from RefSeq and is a predicted model, not a curated record. Lineage: Eukaryota; Viridiplantae; Streptophyta; Magnoliopsida; Gentianales; Rubiaceae. Gene Ontology annotation, cellular component: endoplasmic reticulum membrane; signal recognition particle receptor complex.
GUCAGAACGAAUCCACCCGGCAGCCCACCGCAAGCAGUUGGUUUCAAAACGCACUGCUCGUAUAUUGUCUGCAUCUUCUUGUACCUUUUCCCAUUUCCUUUCCCUCUUCUCUUUUUAGUUCCAAAGCCCCUAGCCAGAUUCACAGCAAAAUCAGGAAUAGGAGGAUUAUAGAAUCGAAACAUGUUGGAACAAUUGCUGAUAUUUACUAGAGGGGGAUUGAUCCUCUGGACAUGUAGGGAGCUCGGAAAUGCUCUCAGGGGCUCGCCAAUUGAGACCCUGAUUAGGUCUUGCCUAUUGGAGGAGCGCUCGGGUUCUGCAUCAUACAGUUAUGAUGCACCUGGUGCUGCAUACACACUUAAAUGGUCGUUCCAUAAUGAACUCGGGCUUUUGUUCGUUGCUGUGUAUCAGCGUAUUCUCCAUCUCCUCUAUGUGGAUGAUUUACUUGAAAUGGUCAAGGAUGAGUUCUCGAAAAUUUAUGAACCAACAAGAAUGGUGUACAAUGAUUUUGAUGAUACGUUUCAGCAGCUUAAGAAGGAGGCAGAGGAUCUUGCUGAGAAAAUGAAAAAAUCAAAGCAACCUGUGAAGGCUAUUAAUGCUAAUUUGGGUAAGAAGCAAGGGCUUGGACAAAAGGGUGGUGUGGAUGGAGGAAAUCAAAAAAAGAGCUGUGAUGAUGGAAAUGGUGACAAGGAUGGCAAUAAAACAAAAAGUUAUGUGUAUGAAAAUGGGCACACCAAUGGUGAACAUGUUUCAAAUGGGGAAGUUACUGUAGCAAGUGGUGUUAAUGGUAAGGAAAAUAGGAGUUCCAAUACUGGGGCUUUUGAUAAGGACAAGCUCCAGAAGAUGCGUGGAGGUAAAGGUGGAAAGAAAACUAACACUGCCGCUGUUAGUAAGGCUCCCAAGGAGGAACUAAAGAAAAAACCACGAGUCUGGAAUGACUCACCUCCAGUGUCAAAGUUGGAUUUUACUGAUCCAGUGAGUGAGAAUGGGACUGAUAAAGUUCCUGUUGUGGCAGUGGAGCAUGGUGAGAGUAUGAUGGACAGAGAGGAGAUUAUUAGUAGUGAUAGUGAUAGUGAUGAAGAGGAGGAGUUGGGAAAGAAUGCGAAGAUCGAGACAAAGAAGAAAGGAUGGUUCUCAACCAUGUUCAAUAGCAUUGCUGGGAAGGCAAGUCUGGAUAAGGCCGACCUGGAACCUGCUUUGAAGGCUCUCAAGGAUAGGCUAAUGACCAAGAAUGUGGCUGAGGAAAUAGCUGAAAAGUUGUGUGAAUCAGUUGCGGCAAGUCUUGAGGGUAAAAAGCUUGCAUCUUUUACAAGAAUUUCCUCAACUGUGCAGGCUGCAAUGGAAGAGGCUCUUGUUCGUAUUUUGACUCCUAGACGCUCCAUUGACAUUAUGAGGGAUGUUCAUGCUGCCAAGGACCAAGGCAAACCUUAUGUGGUUGUUUUUGUCGGAGUCAAUGGAGUGGGGAAGUCAACCAAUCUUGCUAAGGUUGCUUACUGGCUUCUGCAGCAUAAGGUCAGUGUAAUGAUGGCAGCAUGUGACACCUUCCGUUCAGGAGCAGUUGAGCAACUCCGAACUCAUGCCCGUAGACUCCAGAUCCCAAUAUUUGAAAAGGGGUAUGAGAAAGAUCCUGCAAUUGUGGCUAAGGAAGCAGUACAAGAGGCCACUCGAAAUGGUUCAGACGUGGUUCUUGUUGAUACUGCUGGUCGGAUGCAGGAUAAUGAGCCACUGAUGCGAGCACUCUCAAAGCUUAUCUAUGUCAACAAUCCUGAUCUGAUACUGUUUGUUGGUGAGGCAUUGGUUGGGAAUGAUGCUGUAGAUCAAUUGUCCAAGUUUAAUCAGAAACUUGCUGACCUUUCACCAUCUCCAAAUCCCCAACUGAUUGAUGGGAUUUUGCUCACCAAGUUUGAUACUAUUGACGAUAAGGUCGGAGCUGCACUUUCAAUGGUCUACAUUUCUGGAUCACCCGUCAUGUUUGUGGGUUGCGGGCAAUCUUACACGGAUUUGAAGAAGCUUAAUGUUAAGUCCAUCGUGAAGACCCUACUAAAAUGAUGGAAGUGUGUUGUGUUCUUCGCUCCCUAUCUUUGGCUUAUUAGUAUUUAAUAUGGGUUUCCCUCUGUCAAUGAGCAUUUUGUAUUUCCUGCCACAACUCGUUCUGUCCCCUCCCUCCUGCGAGCUCACUCACUGCUGCUUUGUUAUCUUUGAUACUGGAGACUGGAGUUUGUUCAAGCAAAUCCAAGUUUUAGGUAAUUCUGUCUCGCUCUGAUUACCUGUUUGUUUGUAGCGAAUAAUUUAGGCCUAUUUUGUUGUUCCUCGCUCUUAAUCUUAUACUACAUGACGUCAUGUAUGUUUAUGUCAA